This is a messenger RNA of Corythoichthys intestinalis (scribbled pipefish), 1526 nucleotides long. RefSeq lists its product as uncharacterized. The record is from RefSeq and is a predicted model, not a curated record. The coding region runs from base 214 to 918 and encodes 234 amino acids. NCBI's taxonomy places the organism in Eukaryota, Metazoa, Chordata, Actinopteri, Syngnathiformes, Syngnathidae. The transcript is spliced from 6 exons.
UUGGGAGGGGACGCGAGAUGUGACAGCAUGGGGCAUUCUGCAAAAUUUGGCUGUUAUUGCCUUAUUGAGCUUGGAAUAAAUAAAAUUCUAUCAGUUGAACUGGUACAGGUUAGUACAAAUUUAUUCUGAAUGUUGACUUACCUAGUGUGCGACUUAUAGAAGAUAUAUGUGCUUUUUGCUUUGUAGAGUAACGAGACAAAGAGCAGUUACCAUAUGGAGCUGGAAGGCCUCAAGCGUUGCAAGGAAGAUGUCAGUGGACUCAAUAUUCGGGCUCUUGUAACUGACAGACAUCGCCAAGUCUCAAAGUGGGUGCGAGAGUCAUGGAAGAUUUCACAUUAUUAUGACUGCUGGCAUGUAGUGAAAGGUCUGACUAAAAAAUUAGAGGCACUGGCAAAACCUAACUCCUUCCGUAUAAUCAAGGAUUGGAUCAAAAGCAUUGCCAACCACCUGUAUUGGUGUGUUGCAUCUUCAACACCGGGUGACAAGGAAGACAUCAAGGGGAAGUGGUUGUCUGGUGUGGAACAUAUCCAAAAUAUACAUGAUAACUGUUAUCAUGGUAGUUUGGAGAGAGAGAAAAAAUGGCUCAAACCAGGAAGUGAGGUUUGUGAAAGACUUGUUGAUCUUUUGACCAAGAAGCACUUUGUUAAAGAUGUUUGCAGCAUGUCUGCUCUUGGUCAGACUAGUGGACUUGAGGCCUUUCACAGCCUUGUUAAUCAAUUUGCCCCCAAGAUGUUCCAGUUCUCAUAUCGAGGAAUGCACAGUAGGAUUUAUCUUGCUGCCCUUCAUUAUAACGAGAAUGCUGGAAGACCUAGGGCUUACACAAAAGCAGGGGAACAGCGUUAUAGCAUUGCAUUCCCCAAGUACAAGAAGGGUGGUUAUUCAUUGAAAAAUGUGUUGGUAAAACCUAGUUACCGUUGAUCAGGAUAAGUAUUUCAAUUUCAAAUGCAUUGUAUGUUGAAGAUUGUUUCAACAAUUUGAUGGAGUUGGUGCUGCAAAAGCCACGGCAUAAGGCACCAUCAAGGGUAGAUGAGCCCCCACCACUCAGCGACUUGUACGAGAAACCAGUGAAAGCUGAUGCUGUCAAGACAGUUUUAUCCAGAUUUCGGCCAAAAUAAAUGUUGAAUCAUUGUUUACUGUUGUCACUGUUACUAUUGUUUUGUUUUUGUGGAAUAUAAUAUUGUAAAAAAUAAAAAAUGGAUAAAUGCAUUAAACAGUCAUCAAAAUAUUACAAUUUAUUGUUUUACUUCUUCAAUGUUGGUAGUUUGUGCCCUGCAAACACAAAAUCCUCUUCUAGACCAGGAGGAGGGAAGUGUGCCCUGAUGGAAGACACAAAACAUGAGGGGAGUACCACUCUAAUGUCUUUGCCUAGAUACUCCCAGCACCAGGUGACAAAUUGUCUGUAGGCGACAUGUCUAAAUUUGGCAUCUGUGGGCCCCUCAAAUGCCUUGCCACCAUACAGUUGCUUGUACCUGGCCCAAGCACACUGAAGGGCCCAAGGGUUGAAACAAAUGGCAUUCAGGCCAGGG